CUACAUAAUGGACUCGCUUUCCUUGUCGUAUCUUUCAACGUUUUCACGACCAAAUUCCAUAGUUUCCCAUCAAAAACCACCACUUUCAUCAAUGUUAUCUCUGUCGCCACUACUGUCUACUUACGGUUGCGUAUUAUUUGACAGAACACAAGGAAACCAACAAACACUCACAAACACCACCAAGAGGCUUAGUCAAGAAGCUAGACCAAAAACACUAGUACUAUCUACUGAGAAAAGGGUCAGAAGAUCAAUACUAAUGUGCCGAUCAUUGCCAGCCACGAUUUUGAAUGCUUUUGAUGACUUUGUUAACAACUUCAUUGACCCACCACUUAGGAUUUCGGUUGACCCAAAACAUGUCUUAUCAGACAACUUUUCCCCGGUUGACGAACUCCCUCCUACCGAAUGUGAGGUUAUUGAGGGGACACUUCCUAGCUGCCUUGACGGGGUUUACUUCCGUAACGGCCCUAACCCGCAGUUUUUGCCAAGAGGUCCAUAUCACCUCUUUGAUGGGGAUGGCAUGCUUCAUGGUAUUCGUAUAUCUAAAGGAAAAGCCACGUUGUGUAGUAGAUAUGUGAGAACAUACAAGUAUAAUACAGAAAAAGAUAUGGGAUUCCCGGUUAUACCAAAUGUAUUUUCGGGAUUCAAUGGUAUGGCUGCCUCUGCUGCUCGCAUGGCAGUCACAACAUGCCGGUUUUUGACAGGUCAGUUUGACCCGUCAAAAGGUAUUGGCGCAGCAAAUACUAGCCUGGCCUAUUUUGGCAACAGGCUAUAUGCAUUAGGAGAGUCUGAUCUCCCCUAUGCUGUCAAACUUGCACCAAACGGUGAUAUUAUCACCCUUGGGCGCCAUGACUUUAACGGCAAGCUUUUAGUGAGCAUGUCUGCUCACCCAAAAGUCGACCCAAUAACUAAAGAAGCCUUUUCUUUUCGCUACGGCCCAAUGCCUCCUUUCCUAACAUAUUUCUGGUUCAAUAAAAAUGGAGAGAAACAAACCGAGGUCCCAAUUUUUUCAAUGAAAAGCCCGUCUUUUCUCCAUGACUUUGCUAUAACCAAAAAGUAUGCCAUAUUCCCUGAGCUCCAAAUCGGGUUUAGCCCCAUGGGGAUGAUUAGUGGAGGGUCCCCUGUGGCUGCAGACCUUAAGAAAUUGCCCCGAAUUGGAGUCAUACCUAGGUAUGCUAAGGACGAGUCAGAAAUGGAAUGGUUUGAAGUUCCAGGGUUGAAUAUUAUACAUGUCAUCAAUGCGUGGGAGGAGGACGGAGGAGAUAAGGUGGUGAUGGUGACGCCAAACAUAUUAUCGGUGGAGCAUACAUUGGAGAGGAUGGAUUUGAUCCAUGCGUCGUUAGAGAAAGUGACAAUCAAUCUAAAAAGCAGAAUGGUGUCGCGACACCCUCUUUCAACUAGGAAUCUAGACUUCGGUGUCAUCAAUCCGGCUUUCUUGGCUAUAAAAAACAGGUAUAUUUACUGUGGAGUUGGAGAUCCUAUGCCAAAGAUAUGUGGAGUUGUGAAGCUAGACCUGUCGAUACCAGAAACUGAUCGUCGUGAAUGUAUAGUAGCCACUCGCAUGUUUGGGACAGGUUGUUUUGGUGGUGAACCCUUCUUUGUGGCUAGAGAGCCUGACAACCCUAAUGCCGACGAGGAUGAUGGUUACGUGAUUUCUUAUGUGCAUGAUGAGAACACAGGUGAAUCGAGGUUUGUGGUGAUGGAAGCCAAGUCGCCAACACUUGACAUCGUUGCUGUUGUGAAGCUGCCCCACCGGGUGCCUUAUGGCUUCCAUGGUCUCUUCGUAAGGGAAAAUGACAUUAAUAAGCUGUGA
Molecule: messenger RNA, 1810 nt
Organism: Erigeron canadensis
Lineage: Eukaryota; Viridiplantae; Streptophyta; Magnoliopsida; Asterales; Asteraceae
Product: probable carotenoid cleavage dioxygenase 4, chloroplastic
Exons: 2
Coding region: 8-1810 (600 amino acids)
Biological process (GO): carotene catabolic process
Cellular component (GO): chloroplast stroma
Molecular function (GO): carotenoid dioxygenase activity
Source: RefSeq, a predicted model, not a curated record